CCGCCCCCUGUGAGUGUGUAAGUGUGUGCUGCGCCUUGGCUGCCGCCGCCUGUGCAGCCGCCGCCUGUGCAGCCACCGCUGCCGCUGCCACCCUGGCUGCUGAGCCGCGCCACUGCCACUGCCUCACUCGCCCCCGCCUCUGCCGUCGCCACCCGCCCGCAGCCUUCUAAGCUGGCGGCCCAGGCAGCCCCAGCUUUAAGCGGCCACAGCCGCAGCCUGGGCGCGAAGCUGCGGAGCGAGUGGACCUGAGCCGGCGGUCAGGCGCUUGCCUGCCUGGUGCCAUCGCCUUCGCCGUCACCGCCACUGCUCGGGAGCGCAAGAACAGAUACCCCGGGCGCUCACUGCUGCCGCUAAUGCAGCCCGAGCACUUUUAACCGGGCGGGAGAGCCAAAGAGCCACGCAGCCGACUACAGAGAGAGCCGCUCAGCUCUAGCCGCACCGACACGCAGAGAGCAGGGACAGACGGCCGCAAGCCGCCGCCGCCUCCCGGCCGCUAUGGAUCUAUUCGACUUUUUCAGGGAUUGGGACUUGGAACAACAGUGUCACUAUGAACAGGACCGUAGUGCACUUAAAAAAAGGGAAUGGGAACGGAGAAAUCAAGAAGUUCAACAAGAAGAUGAUCUCUUUUCUUCAGGCUUUGAUCUUUUUGGGGAGCCCUACAAGACAAACAAAGGGGAUGCCCUUGCUAACCGAGUCCAGAACACUCUUGGAAGUUACGAUGAAAUGACGGAUCUACUAACUAACCAUUCCAAUCAGAAUCAUCUGGUGGGCAUUCCGAAGAAUUCUGUGCCCCAAACGCCUAUCAGCAAAAGUGAAGCAAGCUUUUAUCCAGAACAAAAGAAUCGAAUAAUCCCAUCUCACCAGGAGAAUACUCACUCCUCAGCACCAAUGCCUCCACCUUCAGUGGUGAUACUGAAUUCCACACUAAUACACAGCAACAGAAAAUCAAAACCUGAGUGGCCACGAGAUAGUCACAACACUAGCCCUGGACAACCAAGCCAGGUCAGUAGUCAGUCAAACCAGAUGCAGACAUCCUCACAGGAUCCACCUCACACCCGACUAGAAGACUUCUUUGUUUACCCAGCUGAGCAAACCCAAAGUGGUACAGUUGAAAAAUCAAAUCCAUCUGCAAAGGAAGAUAAUAACACCAAGUCUGGAGAAGAUGCUUUCAAAGAAAUCUUUCAGUCUAACUCACCAGAAGAAUCUGAAUUUACAGUGCAAACACCUGGGUCUCCCCUAGUUGCCUCCUCUUUAUUAGCACCCAGCAGUGGCCUUUCAGUCCCGACCUUCCCACCAGGGCUUUACUGCAAAACAAGCAUGGGGCAACAAAAGCCAACUGCAUAUGUAAGGCCCAUGGAUGGGCAGGACCAGGCAACUGACAUCUCUCCAACACUGAAGCCUUCCAUUGAAUUUGAGAACAGCUUUGGAAACCUCUCCUUUGGAUCACUGUUGGAUGGGAAACCCAGUACAACCAGUUCAAAGACUAAACUGCCGAAAUUCACAAUCCUGCAAACAAGUGAAGUAAGCCUUCCCAGUGAUCCAAGCUGUGUUGAGGAAAUCCUGCGGGAAUCUCAGCAUCUGACUCCAGGAUUUACCUUACAAAAGUGGAAUGACCCAACCAGCAGAGCUUCUACAAAGUCAGUAUCAUUGAAAUCGAUACUUGAGGAUGACCUGAAGCUGAGCAGUGAUGAAGAUGACUUUGAGCCUGUGAAGACCUUGACCACUCAAUGCACAGCCAAUGAGCUCUACCAGGCUGUUGAAAAGGCAAAACCUAAGAAUAAUCCUGUGAACCCACUCUUGGCCACACCACGGCCUCCACCUGCAGUGCAAGCAAAUGGGGGGUCUGGCAGCUCCAGUGAAUCAGAGAGUAGUUCAGAAUCGGAUUCAGACACUGAAAGCAGCACUACCGACAGUGAAUCCAAUGAGGCUCCUCGAGUGGCCACUCCAGAGCCUGAGCCACCCUCCACAAACAAAUGGCAGCUAGACAAAUGGCUAAACAAAGUUACAUCCCAGAAUAAGUCAUUUAUUUGUGGCCAAAAUGAGACACCCAUGGAGACCAUUUCUCUGCCUCCUCCAAUAAUACCACCAGUGGAAGUCCAGGUCAAAGUGAAACCAAACUCCAGCCAGGCUGUGGCUGGACCCAAAGAAAGACCUCUCCUCAGCCUCAUUAGGGAAAAGGUGCGACCAAGGCCCAAUCAAAAAAACCCAGAAACAAAGGCUUUGAAGCAUAAGUUGUCAACAUCAGUUGAUACAGUUUCUCAAAGGACAACUGGGAAGAAACAGCCCAAAAAAGUUGAGAAAAACAGCAGCUUUGAGGAGUUUACCUGGCCCAAACCAAAUAUUACCAGCAGCACUCCCAAAGAAAAAGAAAUCGUAGAGCUUCCUGAUCCACCUCGAAGCCGUAACAAAGCCACUGCCCAUAAACCAGUCCCUAGGAAAGAACCAAGGCCUCAUGCCCCUUUGGCCACCGAGAAGAAGAAGUUUAGGGGGCCUGGGAAGAUUGUGCCAAAGUCCCGGGAAUUCAUUGAAACAGAUUCAUCUACAUCUGACUCCAACACAGACCAAGAAGAGACCCUGCAGAUCAAAGUACUGCCUCCUUGUACUGCUCCUGGAAAUAAUACUUCUAAAUUCAAGGAUAGUUCUAAUGCUAGCCUGACCCUUAGCACCUUGACCAGCAGCAGCAGCAACUUAUCCACCAGCAAUGAGGAGACAGUUUUUUCACUUCCUCCUGCCAUGCGAACUGAGGUUUUGUCCCCUCUACGGGAUCAUGAAAAUCCAAAAAACCUCUGGGUGAAGAUUGACCUUGACUUACUUUCAAGAGUACCUGGCCAAAACACAGUCUCAGCAACACCUGCCAAGACAGAGCACAAGGAGACUGCCUCAAAACCUAAGCGUCAAACUGCAGCUACCGCUAUGGAAAAACUAGCCCCUAAGGGCAAGCGUAAGCACAAGCCAGCAGAAGCUGCAGAGAAAAUCCCUGAGAAGAAGCAACGCCUGGAGGACAACAGUACUAUCUGCUUGCUUCCUCCUUGCAUUUCACCAGCCCCACCCCAUAAGCCUUCCAACACUAGAGACAAUUUAUCCAGGAGACCAAACAGGAAAAAAGAAGAAAAGCUGUUUCCUCCUGCACUUUCCCCACUGCCCGAGGACACUCCACGUCGCAGAAAUGCCAGUGGCAACAAUGGGCUCUUCAGUCAAGACAAAAACAUCUCCAUGGCUGGACCACUUACCUCUACCAAACCUAAGAGAAGUGAAGGCAAAUUCUGUGCUACUUUCAAAGGAAUAACCAUAAAUGAUGGAGAUACUCCAAAAAAGGCUGCUUCUGCUACCGUUACUGUCACCAAUACAGCUAUUGCCACUGCCAUUGUCACUGCCACUGUCACAGCUACUGCCACCACCACUGCCACAGCCACCACUACAACCACCACUACUACUAUUUCUACCAUCACCUCCACAAUUACUACUGGCCUUAUGGAUAGCAGUCACCUGGAGAUGACUUCCUGGGCAGCUCUGCCCCUCCUGUCCAGCAGCAGCACCAAUGUCCGGAGACCCAAACUCACUUUUGAUGACUCUGUUCACAAUGCUGAUUUUUACAUGCAAGAGGCUAAGAAGCUGAAACACAAAGCUGAUGCACUGUUUGAGAAAUUUGGCAAAGCUGUGAAUUAUGCUGAUGCAGCCCUCUCCUUCACUGAAUGUGGCAAUGCCAUGGAACGUGAUCCCCUAGAAGCAAAGUCUCCAUAUACCAUGUAUUCUGAGACUGUGGAGCUCCUCAGGUAUGCGAUGAGGCUGAAGAACUUUGCAAGCCCCUUAGCUUCUGAUGGGGACAAAAAGCUAGCAGUAUUAUGCUACCGAUGCUUGUCACUUCUCUAUUUGAGAAUGUUUAAACUGAAGAAGGAUCAUGCUAUGAAGUACUCCAGAUCACUGAUGGAAUAUUUUAAGCAAAAUGCUUCAAAAGUUGCUCAGAUACCAUCUCCUUGGGUAGGCAAUGGAAAGAAUACUCCAUCCCCAGUAUCUCUAAACAAUGUCUCUCCCAUCAAUGCAAUGGGGAAUUGUAACAACGGUCCUGUCACCAUCCCCCAGAGAAUCCACCACAUGGCUGCUAGCCAUGUCAAUAUUACCAGUAAUGUGCUUCGGGGCUAUGAACACUGGGAUAUGGCUGACAAACUGACAAGAGACAAUAAAGAAUUCUUUGGCGAUCUGGAUACACUGAUGGGGCCUCUGACCCAGCACAGCAGCAUGACCAAUCUUGUCCGCUACGUUCGCCAGGGACUGUGUUGGCUGCGCAUCGAUGCCCAUUUGUUGUAGUGGGUGCUCUCCCAAAUCUAGAAUCAACAUCCAUUCCCCUACUUUUACCAGUGCCUUGAUGGUCACUGGUGGAACUCCACUCAUUUGGGAAAGUUCUCUUUCAUUAUGUUUGUUUUUAUGCAUUUUUGAUAUCUGUGAAAAACUGAAAAACUGAAGUCAUUGUUAGUGGACACUACAACUUGAGAGAAGUGUAUGUUUUAUUUUUCAAUAUUUGAUAUGCAUUUCUCAUAUCUCAUGAUUUUUGUGCUUUAUGGAAUGAAAAUUUCUAUAAUAUUGAUUUAAGUCCACUUGCUUCAAAACAAAGAAUAAGAAGCACAUGUGAUGAUGAGAGGCUCCUGAGAACUCAAACAAGAGGUCUAACAUACACAUGAACAAGGGACUUGAAGAGAUUCUGACAGUAGCCAUUCCCCAAACUAUACUCUUGGGUCCAGAAAAGAAUUUAUUUCAGAAUCCAUUGCUAAACAAUAUCUGUGUUUCUCACAGACUAAAUCUUCAGGUGAGAAUCUCCAUUGUCAAAUCCCACAGACUUGAUGUUUUAACUACAGUAUAAAGUGAAGAGUAGUAAGAAAGUACAAGCAUAAGAAUUCUACUCUUGCAGUGACACAACCAGAAGACUCUUUUGUUAACAUCCUGUCCUGAUUACUUGUUUUUCUACUAUUUUAUUUGGAUAACUUUAUGGCAUUAGGUUAACUCCUCACCUGAGAUUAUUUGUGCAAAGCUCCCUUUACAAGGAACAGUUUGGCAGAUGCACAUCUUAGUUAUCAAAAUAACACAUUCAUCUUAGACUUGAGAAAUUAGAAUGGACUGAAAGAUGUUCCUCAAAGAAAUCCAUGCUUCUGCCUCAUUUGUAGCCAAAAACUUCAAGUACUUUGAUAGAUUUGCAUAUCAAAUCUGUGAAAUCAAGUGUCAUGUUACCACUUCCUAGAAUUAAUUAAUUUCCUGAUAUCCUCUCUAUCUGGACUUUCCAAAUAUUAUCCAUAUUUUCUAUUUUAUAGAACUUCUUUUCCCCCUUUCUUUUAUUAUUUCUUUCAGGAGCUCUUGGCUAAAAUACAAUCACUGACUUUUAUUAAAAUUUAUAUUAAUAUAAAUCAUUUACAUGAAAAUUCGCAA
Messenger RNA from Onychomys torridus (southern grasshopper mouse), 5415 nucleotides. RefSeq names its product AF4/FMR2 family member 2 (gene Aff2). The record is from RefSeq and is a predicted model, not a curated record. Gene Ontology annotation, molecular function: G-quadruplex RNA binding. Gene Ontology annotation, cellular component: nuclear speck; nucleus. The transcript is spliced from 20 exons. Bases 496 to 4305 code for a protein of 1269 amino acids. NCBI's taxonomy places the organism in Eukaryota, Metazoa, Chordata, Mammalia, Rodentia, Cricetidae. Gene Ontology annotation, biological process: regulation of RNA splicing.